CAGCACCCCACCCAGCAGUGGUGCGUCUCUCUGGGAUGUUCGUGCGGAGGUGUCCGUCGACGAGGGCCGCAAGCUCGACGAGCUCAAACGGCAGCACGACGACCAGCUGAGGCUGGUGGUGACGGCGUGCUACUCGCUGCAGGACGAGCAAUGCCCAGUAGAAGACGCGGUGCCGGUCCCAGCUCCCCGUCCAGCAGCGCGGCGUCCCUCUUCGAGGAUCCUGCGGAGGUGUCCGUCGUCGAGGGCCUCGAGCUCGACGAGCUCAAACGGGAGCACGACGACCAGCUGGGGCUGGUGAUGACGGCAUGCUUCUCGCUGCAGGACAAGCAAUGUCCAGUAGAGGACACGGCGAAGGGAGGCCCCGGGGACGGCGAGAUGCAGCCCGAGCAGUCCAUUGAAGAAGUGGCGUCUUCUCUCGGCGACGCAACCAGGCAGGGUGAUUCUACUAUCGACGCUCAGUUGGUGCAGAUCAACCGGCUGGAUGCCGAAAAGGCCCCGCGGGUGUUGCGAAAGAAGCGGCUCGACAAGAAGUACACCAAAAGCGGGUGUGAAAGUAAAACCAAUACCAGUGGCGCUCUGCAGGCGAACUCGGCCGAGCUCAACAACGGGGCCUUCAAAUGCGAAGUGUGCGGGAAGAGUUUUACGCGAACGAGUCAUCUAAAGAGGCAUAGAUUGUACCACACAGGAGAAAAACCAUUUAGCUGUGACCUCUGUCACUCGCGUUUUACUGAGAAAGGUCAUCUUGUCGUUCACUUGAGGACACACACUGGUGAGAAGCCAUACACCUGUGAUAUGUGUAACAAGGCUUUUAUCAAAAAAUCAGGCCUCAAUAGACACAAAACAAUUUGCAUUUCUAUUAAACGUACUCUCUUUUGAAUUCAUUUAUAUUUUUAAAGCCAGUGUAGGCAUUGUUUAAACAAUAAUUGUUAUUGCAACAUUUUUGUAAGUUUAUUGUUGUAUUACGAUUAAAAGCAUAGGUCUACAGAUUUCAUCAA
Messenger RNA from Frankliniella occidentalis (western flower thrips), 995 nucleotides. RefSeq names its product zinc finger protein 177-like. Gene Ontology annotation, molecular function: DNA-binding transcription factor activity; RNA polymerase II cis-regulatory region sequence-specific DNA binding. The record is from RefSeq and is a predicted model, not a curated record. Bases 151 to 876 code for a protein of 241 amino acids. NCBI's taxonomy places the organism in Eukaryota, Metazoa, Arthropoda, Insecta, Thysanoptera, Thripidae. Gene Ontology annotation, biological process: regulation of transcription by RNA polymerase II. The transcript is spliced from 3 exons.